AAACAGAAACAGAACCACCACGCGAGAGAGUCCGCGGUUCUGAUCCGUUUGAGUGAAUGUGAUGUGCUCGUGUCGUCGUGCUGAAUAUGUGACGUCACGAAUCGUCAUCAGUCAUAAAUCCUGUUGUUUACGCUGCUUUGUUUUUGAUACUCAUGACUUCCGAUGACGUCAGACGCGCCGCUGCCGUCCUGUCUCUGAUCACAGCUGUGUUGAUGACGUGGAACGUUAUCGAUCAUCUGAUUGUGCGUUGAUUUUUAUUUUUACUUUAUUAGUUUGAGUCGGCGGAAGGAUCCGCGGCCGCAGCGCGCCGCCGCCGCAGCAGCAGCGGCCGCAGCGCCGGUCCGACGGUGCGUAAAAAGCCUUCCGCCGCGCUGGUUAGACCCUCCGCUCCGGACCUCGGUACCGCCCUCACAGGAUCCACUUGAGGUAUCAAACACCGUGCAAAGCCGUGAGCAGAUCCCGCAGGAGAAGUCCGCCGUGUGUUCCGGCCCGCCGUGAGUGUUUACACAGACCGCAGACCGACAGCGCCGCUGCCUGAGCGGCGGCCGCGGACCGAACUGCAGCUCAGAACCUCCAGCGCCUGCUGACAUUUUCUGCCCCGACACAAGCAGCUGACAGACGGCCAGGUGAGCGCGGAGAUGCCGGGGAUGAUGGACAAAGGUUCGGAGUAUUUAGGGAAAGGUCGGUCCAACGGAACCAAGAGUCCGUCCAACGCGUCUAACGGACAUUUCUCUGACGAGAGCGGCAGCGACGACGAGCACGAUGUGGGGAUGCGGGUCGGAGCCGAUUACCAGGCCAACAUCCCGGAGUUCGAGCCCGGCUCCACGAAGUACUCGGACAAAGACAGCGGAGGGAUGCUGGUCUGGUCUCCGUAUCACGCCAUCGUCGACUCCAAACUGGACGAAUACAUCGCUAUAGCCAAAGAGAAACAUGGAUACAACGUGGAGCAGGCACUCGGCAUGCUCUUCUGGCACAAACACAACAUCGAGAAGUCUCUGGCUGACCUGCCGAACUUCACCCCGUUCCCAGACGAGUGGACGGUGGAGGACAAGGUUCUGUUCGAACAGGCGUUCAGCUUCCACGGCAAGAGCUUCCACCGCAUCCAGCAGAUGUUACCGGACAAAUCGAUCUCCAGUCUGGUGAAGUACUACUACUCGUGGAAGAAGACUCGCUCCAGAACCAGUCUGAUGGACCGACAGGCUCGUAAACUGGCCAACCGGAGCAACCAGGAUGACAGUGAUGAGGAGAUGGAGGAGGCCAACCCCAUCGAGGCCAACGACAGUGACUAUGACCCCAACAAGGAAGCCAAGAAAGAGAACCAGGUGGAGCCAGUGGUGCCGGGCUCAAAGGUGGCAUUGGGUCGGCGCGAGCACCAGACCCUGCAGCAUCGACACCACCAGCGCUCUCGCUGCCGACCCCCCAAAGGCAUGUACCUGACACAGGAGGACGUGGUGGCCGUGUCCUGCAGCGCCUCCGCCGCCAACACCCUCCUCCGUCAGCUGGACAUGGAGCUGGUGUCCCUCAAGAGACAGGUCCAGAACGCCAAACAGAUGAACAGUGGACUGAAACACAUGUUGGAGACCGGGAUUGAGGAGUUCAGGCUGCCCGAGUGUAACCAGAAGGUGAAUGCCCGCUGGACCACAGACGAGCAGCUGCUGGCGGUUCAAGGUGUCAGGAAAUACGGGAAAGACUUCCAGGCUAUUGCUGACGUCAUCGGCAACAAGACGGUGGGCCAGGUAAAGAACUUCUUUGUGAACUACCGGCGGCGGUUCAACCUGGACGAGGUGCUGCAGGAGUGGGAGGCCGAACAGGGAACGCGAGCUCCCAACGGAGACAGCUCCACUUCUGGAGAGGAGGGGAAGAACAGUUCCACCACUCCAUCAGGGAAGAGCACCGACGAAGAGGACGAAGAGGGUCAGGUGACCUCCUCAGGUGCAUCUCCUGCCACCUCCUGUUCUUCUUCAGCACAGAUCCCGGUGACGUCCAGCACCUCCUCCUCUUCCUCCUCCCUCCACCAGCCCCCUCCCCUCCUGCGGCCCUCCCUCCCGGCCACGCCCUCUCUGCACCGUCAGCCGCCGCCCCUCCAACAACAGGCUCGCUUCCUGCAGCCCCGCCCCACCCUGCAGCAGCCUCCGCCUCUCAUUCGCCCCUCCAACCCGCUACCCCCCCGCCUCAACCCCCGCCCUCCAGCUCCCAUGACCCUUUGCGGCAACCCCGGAGGCUCAGGUCCAAGCUCCGCCCAGCAGCCCCCUGGCCUGGCUGCCCACCAAUCAGAGACAGCCUCGUCGUCCUCCCUUCACUAACAGACGGCGACUUCCUGUUGAAGAGACAGCAGAGAUGUUUAGUGCAAGGCUGUAUUCAGGUCCUGUGGGAAAUCUGAGUGUUUUCUUUCUUCAAACCAACCAUCGUGAUUUUCACUCGCCAGCUUCUUCUUCUCUCAUUUCACCAGAACAUUACGGUGACACAUCGACACGAGACAAGUCGGAGUUUUUAUCAUUUGAUGAACAGUGUUUUAGUUUCAGCAUUUGUUUUUGUGGUCACCAGGUUUUAAAGACCUUUGUUUCCUCUUUUCGGUCAUUAUCUAAUCCUCACCGGACACAUGGCGUCCCACAGGGCUCCGCCCCCGGCUCCGUGUUCUUAUCAGCAGUUUGCCUCCACACGGACAGAAAAAGAUACUAAAGCUGCAUGUUUUUAUUUUUGAUCUUCAGCUAAGUGAAACUAAAUGACUCAAAUCAGUGAGACUAAACAUUUUGUUUGUUGUCAUUGUCUGCUGAGUUGUGUGUUCGUCAGCCCUCUCGUGUGACGGGUCGGUCCAACAGAACAUCUCUAUCAUGACGUGCUGAUGUAAAGAUUAAUCAUCAGAGCCGAAAAUCCUUUAAAAUCUUUCCUACAGUCAACAUUUAGAUCAGGACGGACUGAUAAUCGCCGUUUAAAGGACAAGUCUGGUUUUACUUCCAGCAUGUCGGUCCGUGUCAGUACUGUCUGACCCAUCUGUGGCGCUCGGCUCCUGUUCUGACUCGGUGGCUGUAGACAGUUGGUAUAAAAUCUGUCAUUGGGCACCUCUUUCUUCAGCCAUCUGUUUGUUGUUGUCAGAAUCCCUGUCGCUGUUAAACAACAACAACAACCUCCAAUCUAACAGGCUACAUGCUACCAAGGGCCAGUCAAACUGAUGCUAACCUCGCUGCUAACGGUGUGAAGUUCAACAAGCUAGCAGCUGUUAGCUUUUCUAGAAGCUAGAAGCUGCAUCCGGCAUUUAGCACCGCCCACAGUGAUUGUGAUUGGCUGAAAGAAGUUCAAACAACCAAGUUUUUUUUUACCCUGCGGCAAUACGAGAACGGGAGCGGCCUGAAGUUUUCCUCUGUGUUGAUGAAAGACGUCCCAUUAAAAUCCAGAGCAAACCUCCCAAAGAGUUGAGAUUCUUGUAGCGUUGACUCCAGAUCUCUAGACCCAGAUGUAACUGCUCAGUCUGGUCACUGUGGUCCUGGUGCUGACCGGGUCCGUGUAGAGACGUGAAGGUCUGGAUGUGAAAGAUUACUCAGCUGAAACCUUGUCGGUUCCUGCUGAAGACGCAAAUCUUCAAAAACAGCUGCUCACUGUCGAGUUUAUCAAACAGACACGAGGAACAAGGAACAAUUGGUGCUGUAGUGUGUGUGUGUGUGUGUGUGUGUGUGUGUGUGUGUGUGUGUGUGUGUGUGUGAGUGUGUGUGUGUGAGCUGGAGGUUUGAUGACAUCACCAGACUUCUCCUUUAACGCCGCUGUCCUGAGAUAUAAACGCGGUCGAUCCCCAGCUGAUGUGAUGUCACACCCAACAUGGCGGCGUGUACGCAGCACGUCACCUGCCGUCCGUCCAAUCAGCCGUCAACAACUCCACUUAACCAACCAGCUGCUGCACGUCUGUUUCCACGACUGAUUGACAACACUAAUGUUUCAGACGCUGCGUCAGAGCCGAAGACAGAUUUUUAAUUAACUUGUUUUUGUUUUGUUUUUUAUCAGAACUCAGUUAAAAAAAUACUUUUACUCAAAUAUUACUUGAACACAAUAUCUUUUAACUUUUACUCAGUGGUGUAAAAAGUACCCAACAGUCAGACUUGUUGUUAAAAUAUUACUAUAUUACUAAGUGAAAGUCCCGUUUAUGAACAGUACUUGAGUAAAAAGCCUUAAAGUGUCUGAUAUUAAAUGUAAAAAGUAUUAAAAAGUACUAGGAAAAAUAUAUUACAUCUAUAUUUACAUGUAUAAAUACUGUAAACUAGAUUAUCAGAAUCAGAUUAUUGGUAAAAAUGAAUUAAUUAGAAAAUGUUGUACUUUGGCUCUGAUGCAGGAUGUAAUCUGUAGAAUAACUAGUAACUAAAGUUAUCAAAUACAAAUGUAGUUGAGUAAAAAAGCACAUUAUUUGUCUCUGAGAUGUGUCGGAGUUGAAGUAUAACGUUCAGAUUAUGAACAAGUAACCUCAGAACAGAGUAAAAUGAAGAGGGAGUACUCGAGUACAUGUACUCAGUUAUUAUUCCUUCAGUGGGAAGAUGAAACUCAACACACAGGUUCUCUGUGUAACUGAUUACAAACACUUCACCUGGAUUUGAGUUAUUUUCCUGGAGUGCAUCAUCAUUUAACAGCAGAGAGUAACUACUACAGUACUACUAGUACUAGUACUACUACUAAAGUACUAAUACAUGUUCAGUCUGAGCUGCUUUUACUUGAGUGUUUCCACUUCAUGCAGCUGCACCUUCACCUCCACAGCUGCUCAGAGACGAUGCUGAACGUGUUGCUCCUCUUCAUUACUCUGAUGGCUUCAGGUGCUUUUGCUCUACAGUUUAAUGCUUCUCUGUUAACGAGUCCUGUUGAAUCUCUCUCUCCUGGUUAUUUAUUCCUCUUCCUGGUGCUGCGAUGUGAAAGUGCUCUUAAGGCUUUUUGUACAAACGUGUGUGGCACCAUUAAAUGUAACUGGAAUCCUGGAGUUACUCUGUGAUUUUGAGUACAAGUUGUAACAUGAAGCUGCUGAUGGUUCUCAUUAAACAUCUUCUCCAUCCGA
Molecule: messenger RNA, 5026 nt
Organism: Acanthopagrus latus (yellowfin seabream)
Lineage: Eukaryota; Metazoa; Chordata; Actinopteri; Spariformes; Sparidae
Gene: rcor3
Product: REST corepressor 3
Exons: 12
Coding region: 639-2303 (554 amino acids)
Biological process (GO): regulation of transcription by RNA polymerase II; negative regulation of DNA-templated transcription
Cellular component (GO): transcription regulator complex; histone deacetylase complex
Molecular function (GO): transcription corepressor activity
Source: RefSeq, a predicted model, not a curated record